CUGCUGAAGAUGUGGAGCCGCGGGCGGCGGACCCUCCUCGCCCAGCCCGGGCCUUCCCGGAUCCUGCCGCUGCUGCUGCUGCUCCUGCUGCUGCCGUGCCCGGCGCUCCUGGCGCACAUCAAGAAGGCGGGGGCCACGGCCACGGCCACGGCCCCGGCCCCCGGGGCUCCCGCCGAGCCCGCGCCGGGCCCGGGGCCCGAGAGCGCCGGCCCCUUCGGCCGCUACUACCACGAGGCGGAGCUGGGCGCGGAGCUGGCGGCGGCCGCGCGGCCCGGCCUGGGCCGCCUCUACAGCCUGGGCCGCUCGCUGGAGGGCCGGCCGCUGUGGGUGCUGCGCCUGACGGCGGGCCUGGGGGGCCAGGGCCAGGAGCAGGAUCCGGCCACCGUCGGGCCGGACCCGGGGCCACGCAUCCCCGGGCGGCCGCAGGUGAAGCUCGUGGGUAACAUGCACGGCGACGAGACGGUGUCUCGGCAGGUGCUCGUGUACCUGGCGCGGGAGCUGGCGGCGGGCUACGCGAGGGGGGACCCCCGCCUCGUGCGGCUGCUCAACACCACCGACGUGCACCUGCUGCCCAGCCUCAACCCCGACGGCUUCGAGCGCGCCCAGGAGGGCCGCUGCGACCCCGCGCCCGCCGACGGCCGCGCCGGCCGCUACAACAGCCGCGGCCACGACCUCAACCGCAGCUUCCCCGACCAGUUCGGCACCGGCGAGCCCCCAGCGCUGGACGAGGUGCCCGAGGUGCGCGCCGUCAUGGACUGGAUCCGGAGCAACAAUUUUGUGCUUUCGGGAAACCUACAUGGUGGCUCUGUGGUGGCCAGCUACCCUUUCGACGAUUCUCCUCAGCACAAGACCAGUGGGAUUUAUAGCAGGACUGAUGACGAUGAAGUCUUCAAAUACUUGGCCAGAUCCUACGCCUCAAAACACCCGAUCAUGAAAACUGGUGAUCCCCGCUGUCCUUCAGAUGAAGACGAGACUUUCAAAGAUGGGAUCACCAAUGGAGCCCAUUGGUAUGACGUGGAAGGUGGUAUGCAGGAUUACAACUACAUGUGGUCCAAUUGUUUCGAGAUCACGUUAGAACUGUCCUGUUGCAAGUACCCGCCUGCUUCUCAGCUUCGUCAGGAGUGGGAGAACAAUCGGGAAUCUCUGAUCACAUUUAUCGAAAAGGUCCACAUUGGAGUUAGAGGGUUUGUGAAAGACUCCACGUCUGGUUCUGGCCUGGAAAAUGCUACCAUCUCGGUGGCUGGCAUCAACCAUAAUAUCACGAGCGGCAAAGAUGGCGAUUUCUACAGACUGCUUGUCGCCGGGACUUAUAACAUCACAGCAGUCUCUGUUGGGUACAUGCCGAUGACAGUCAGUAACAUAGUGGUGCAAGAAGGUUUGGUCACGGAGGUGAACUUCCUGCUCCGGCCCACGGUGAUCCUCUCUGUGGAGCCGAAGACAUCAGUGCCCAGUGUGGCCCCUGUUACAGAUGCCCCCGAGACUACCGCCUCCCACCAGCCCAUCCAGCCCCAGGACUUUCACCACCACCAUUUCCCUGACAUGGAGAUUUUCUUGAGGAGGUUUGCUAAUGAGUACCCCAACAUCACCCGUCUGUAUUCGUUAGGGAAAUCUGUCGAGUCAAGGGAGCUUUAUGUGAUGGAGAUAUCAGAUAAUCCAGGUGUCCAUGAACCAGGUGAACCAGAAUUUAAAUACAUUGGAAACAUGCAUGGGAAUGAAGUUGUGGGCAGGGAGCUGCUGCUGAACCUCAUCGAAUUCCUCUGCAAGAACUUUGGGACAGACCCGGAGGUGACCGAGCUGGUCCGUAGCACCAGGAUCCACCUAAUGCCCUCCAUGAACCCUGAUGGCUACGAGAAGUCUCUGGAAGGAGACUCCACAGGCGUAGUCGGCCGAAACAACAGCAACAAUUUUGAUCUGAACCGGAAUUUCCCGGACCAGUUCUUCCAGAUCACAGACCCUGUGCAGCCUGAGACAACGGCCGUCAUGAGCUGGCUGAAGACCUACCCGUUUGUGCUGUCUGCCAACCUGCAUGGAGGUUCUUUGGUCGUGAACUACCCGUAUGACGAUGAUGAGCAAGGAGUUACUUCCUAUAGCAGAUCUCCAGAUGACACUGUGUUCCAACAUCUGGCUCUUUCUUAUUCCAAGGAGAAUUCUGAGAUGUAUCAGGGCAGCUCCUGCAAGGAUAUGUAUCCUGAUGAGCAUUUUUCCCAUGGAAUAACCAAUGGAGCCAACUGGUACAGUGUCCCAGGCGGGAUGCAAGACUGGAACUAUCUCAACACAAAUUGCUUUGAAGUGACGAUCGAAUUAAGUUGUAUAAAAUACCCUUACGAGAAGGAUUUGCCCAAGUAUUGGGAGCAGAAUCGCAGGUCUCUGAUCCAGUUCAUGAAGCAGGUCCAUCGAGGUGUCAGAGGAUUUGUACUGGAUGCCACGGACGGCCGAGGCAUCUUAAAUGCCACCAUCAGCGUAGCUGACAUCAACCAUCCCGUCACCUCUUACAAAAGUGGGGACUACUGGCGCCUCUUGGUUCCUGGAACUUAUAAAAUCACAGCUUCGGCUCGAGGAUACAAUCCUGUCACGAAGAAUGUGACUGUGAAGGAUGAAGGGGCGGUCCAGGUCAAUUUCACACUCGUGCGAUCCUCAUCAGAUUCCCGGAACAAGUCCAAUAAGAUAAAGGAGAUCAUAGCGGACAGUGGCACAAGCGACCCGACGACCAAGGAAUUCGAGACCUUAAUCAAAGACCUGUCAGCGGAGAACGGCCUGGAGCGCCUCAUGCUCAGCUCUUCGCCCAAUCUGGCCCUGUAUCGCUACCACUCCUACAAGGACCUGUCAGAGUUCCUGCGAGGACUCGUCAUGAACUACCCCCACAUCACCAAUCUCACCAAUUUGGGUCAGAGUGCUGAAUUCCGUCAGAUCUGGUCCCUUGAAAUCUCCAAUAAGCCUAACAUGUCUGAGCCCGAGGAGCCCAAGAUUCGAUUUGUGGCUGGAAUCCAUGGGAAUGCCCCCGUCGGAACGGAGCUGCUCCUGGCCCUGGCGGAAUUCCUCUGCCUGAACUACAAGAGGAACCCAGCUGUUACCAAAUUGAUUGACAGGACUAGAAUUGUGAUUGUGCCUUCUCUAAAUCCAGAUGGGCGGGAGAGAGCACAAGAGAAGGCCUGCACCUCCCCGAUGGGGCGCACCAACGCGCACGGCAAGGACUUGGACACGGACUUCACAAGCAAUGCCUCCCAGCCUGAGACCAGAGCCAUCAUUGAGAACUUGAUCCAGAAGCAGGACUUCAGUCUGUCUGUGGCUCUGGAUGGGGGCUCCGUGCUGGUCACUUACCCCUACGACAAACCCGUGCAGACAGUGGAAAACAAAGAGACUCUGAGGCAUUUGGCAUCUCUCUAUGCCAAUAAUCACCCGUCCAUGCACAUGGGACAGCCCAGUUGCCCAAAUAAAUCAGAUGAGAACAUUCCAGGAGGAGUGAUUCGUGGGGCGGAGUGGCAUGGACACAUGGGCAGCAUGAAGGAUUACAGUGUCACAUAUGGCCACUGUCCAGAGAUCACCGUAUACACCAGUUGCUGUUACUUCCCCAGUGCUGGACAACUCCCUACCUUGUGGGCAGAGAACAAGAAAUCCCUUCUUAGCAUGCUGGUAGAGGUCCACAAGGGAGUCCGUGGAAUCGUCCAGGACAAGAGUGGAAAACCGGUCUCUAAGGCAGUCAUUGUCCUCAAUGAAGGCAUCAAGGUGCACACGAAGGAGGGUGGCUAUUUCCACGUGCUCUUAGCCCCCGGCUUCCAUAACAUCAAUGCCAUCGCCGAUGGCUACCAGCAGCAGCAUUCCCAGGUCUUUGUGCACCAUGAUGCGGCCAGCUCAGUGGUCAUCGUCUUUGACACAGACAACCGGAUCUUUGGCUUGCCCAGGGAGCUUGUGGUGACCGUAGCAGGUGCCACCAUGUCAGCAUUGGUGUUGACAGCCUGCAUCAUCUGGUGUGUCUGUUCCAUCAAGUCCAACAGACACAAGGAUGGUUUCCAUCGGCUCCGGCAGCAUCACGAUGACUAUGAGGACGAGAUCCGAUUGAUGGCCACGGGCUCCAAGAAGUCCCUCUUAAGCCACGAAUUCCAGGACGAAACAGACACGGAAGAGGAGACGCUGUAUUCCAGUAAACACUGAGCCGCCCGUCUCUCCCCUGCCUACGUCCUGAGCUGGAGGAGGGCUCCCUGCUUCCGGGAGAUGCCAUGUUUGUGCAGGCGGGCAGGAGGCCAUCUGUCCUGCAUCUUCAGAAAGCUUUUAGAAAAGUGAACUGGCUAAAAAAAAAAAUGUGUAACCUCCAUGAAUACGGAAGAUCUGGUCCUCCUUCAAUGUACUCUCAUUUUUUUUCCUUUUUUUUUGAUCUCUUUCUAUUUAUGCAUCAGAGGUGGGGCAAGACACAUUCUCCCCCACUCGCACCCCCUUUUUUUUUUCCAACAAAACCCAGCUGUCUAGCUCAUUUAAUGGCAGCCUCGAGCUGACUGGUAGAUGUUGCGUUUGCAUUCCGGGUAUUUGCUAGUGGCUUUAGCUUCUGCCCCUUGUUAACAAGCCUCUCCACUUCCCUCCCCCUGAAACAGGACUGCAGGGAUAGCUGUCAGCAUCAGUGGUAUGAAGCUUUAAAGGGCUAGGUUUCUUUCAACCUUCUGAGGAUUUUUUUUCUUCUAGUUUAUAAAGUAAUGAGUUUCCUUUUGUUAUUUACGUGGAAUGGAGGCUAAGUUGAGUUUUAAGAGAAAAAAGAAAAGGCUUGUGGGGCUUCUCUAUCUUAAAACUAAUUGGGAGCUGUCAGGAUAAACUCCAAAAUGGGAUCUCACUACCUCUCUUGUUAGAUUUCACAAAGCUGAAUAUUCUGCUUUUCAGGGGGAAACCAGUAGGCCUCAUAGUGGAGGGUCUCAAUGAGGCUUUCAGAAGAGAGAGGAGGAGGAGGAGGUUUAACCAUGGUGACUCAGUUUGCCUGUCUUGAACUGAGCUAAACACAAACCCAUAGGUGCCCUGCUGCAGUCACCUGCGGAGCUUGGGCUCAUCACCAGGAGGAUGCUUGGCUUGUUAAUGUUUCCCUAAACCAGGACCUUUGCUAUACUGUGUUAGCCAUGUUGCUUCAUCUGGUCCGUCCAGCCCGUUUGCUGGCUGGCAUUCUAUGGACGGCAUCUGGAAGUGUUGAGGAUGGGCCUCCUCUUUUGCACAUUCUCAACCUCUGUUUAAACCCACAGCACCCACCCACCCUCUUAACAUUAUUCUUCAGCCCAAGCAGCAUUGACAGCAUCAUGCUAUGAGCUGCCAAAUGUUCCUCCUCCUUGUGGAGCCUGGCUGAUGUCACAGACUCAGGCCCUUGCAGAUAUGCGAGCUGCUCAUCCCAGCAGUUCCACUGAGAGCUUCUCUCUGAUUUAACUCACGCGGUUCUGGUUGGGCGGCAGGGUCUUUAAAUAUGGCUGUCACCCAUCAAGUGAGCAGUAUUGGGUGAUGAAGGUGUUUUCUCUACAGCUGGUCAGUCGGGUUAUUCGGAAGACAGGAACAGCUUGAAUUUUAUCAUGUCGAAUAUCACAGUCGUGAAUUGGGCAGAAGUGUGAGUUAUGGUCAUGGGAUAAUGAGAACAUCAGAUAACCUCUCAGUAUCCUAAUGGCCUAGUUGCACAUCAAGGGUUCAGAAUAACUUGUCUCUUCUGAUCGUAUUGAGCAUCCAUAUGUCGGUCCUCCAUCCCAGAGCCCUUCCUCUGAGUUAUUCAGUGCCAGCCAGUAACAUUCAGCAUGGCUUGGGUAUAGAGUGGUAUCCAGAGACUUGGUGAAGUAGGAUUCGUCAUUGUGCCAAUGAAACUGCUGAGGGUCAGUUUUAAAUUGUGCUGGUUCAGAAUUAAGUUGUUCUUCUGGCAGGCUUGGGCUCAGAAGCCCCUCCAGGAGAGGAGUUCGUGGGGUGCCAAAGUAAUGGUUAUUAUAAGUUUACUGGUCCUUAUCCCUUCCCCUUUAAUAAUAAUUUAACAUUUCUUUGGGUACUAGACUCAUUUCAUCCGCAUUUUCAAAGUGCUUUAUCAAGUAACCAACAAAAAAACUUUUGGAUUCAGCUUUUAAAGCAUCAUUUUAACUUGAGUGGCAGGUUCCACUUGGGAUGGUUCAGGUGGAAAGGAAAUGCCAUUGGCCUGAGAUGAGAGAUGAUGCAUCAGUCUUCACUUGCCAAGAGUAAUGCUUUCUGUCAGAAGGUGGCUUAAGAAUCUCUACUUCUUCCUGGAACUCAAACGUCUUGUUUUUCAGUUGAAUUCACCAAGAAUGUAUGGAGUACCUGCUACGUGCCAGGAACUAUUCUAGGUGCUGGGGAUAGAAAGACAAAAAUAAGACAGCCCAGGCCUGCCCUCCAGAAGCUUACCUUCUACUUUCAUCUGUCAGCUGUUGGGGGGCAUGUUGAGCAUGGACAGGGGAGUUGGAAGAGGGAGUUCUUUGGGUCUUUUUUUUUUAAUUUUUGAAAGGAAAACCAAAUUUUGCUCUACAUUUUAAGUUAGGUUAAAAAAAUAGAACCUUUUUGUCUUAAAAUGAGGAGUUUCUAAAAAUGCCAGUGUGCUUUAGAGCCUUGUGUCCCCAAUUCUUGUGAGUGUCCUGGACGUGUGACUACUAACCCUAAGGGUUCUCAGCCUUCUUUCAUGUCUGUUUGUGGAACCAAACUAGCCAUAUUAGGCCCAGCCGCCUAUGUCCUGAGGCCAGAGAGAGGAGGGAAUUAGUCCUCUCUGUGCUUUAUCCCAGAGCCUCUCAUCUCCUGAGGAGUCAUGGAAACAUGGACAAGCGUACAGUAUUGAGAAAUGUUGCCCAGAUUCAACUUGUGCCUUGACUCCCAAGGCCUGGCGAGUCGGUUUUGUAUCCCUGCUCCUUAAUAAAAGGCAAUUUGACCUAUUAGGUAACAGUGAAAUUGUCCGCUUUUGUGUAAAAAUGCUUUUAUUGGGUCCUUUGGUCCAGUGAGGUAGACUGACCGAUUAAUUUCAGGGAAAGAUGCUGCCCUCUUGCUGAAUUUUGCCGGAGAAUGUUAGUGGUGGGUGGUGAUGUUCCCAGGGUAAGUGUGGGAUGCUUGUUACUCCCUUUGAAAGGAGUUCUGCCUGGGACCUCCUCAUCUAUCCAGAUGGGAAACAUAUGGCCUGUUGGGUGUAUUAGCCUUGGGAGGGGGGUGGGGACUGGGGUGCUCAGCGGCAAGAGGGUGCAUUAAAUGAAGUUGAUUGUGACUUGACAAAAAUGAAUAAAAGAUCUUGCCUGAACUUCUGUGUUCCUAGGCUGUCAUCAGAGAGUCCCAAGUUGAUCCAGAGAGGGCUGUUAGGAGCUGACUCUGAUAACCAGCCUCAGCUUUAAUGGUCCCUGUUUCUUCUCUCUUCCCACCAGAAAUGUACUCAUACCACCAAGUUUGACCCUGCUGUGUGUUGAAAGGCUCUCUUGAAACUCCAAUAUUACCCCUACCAGCAACAGCCAGGCAACUGAAACUUCUAAGUUUUGCUUUAAUGUUCUUUACCCAAAAUUCAGUUUUGGUAUAUCCAUAGUGACUUCCAUUUUAUUAACCUCUCCUUUUAUCUUUGGGCCUCUGAUUUCUUUUAGUUGAAGCAUCUCUUUGAUUUGAUGAUUAGGGUCCUUAAUUGAUUGAUGCCAGCCUGAGGACAGAUGGGGUCCUGUAGUUCUAGGAGCCUCUUCCUUAACACUCACUUCCCAUCUCUAGCAAUAACUAGCCCACUGCCUGACUUUAAGAAUGCUGGCUUGGCCAUUUCCCACCUUGGCAGAAAUGGAAUUUGAAACUUGCUAGACAUUUAGAGGCAAUUGGGUUCCAAUUAUUGUGUAAAUAUGUGUGAUCGACACUUUAAGUCAGCAGCAUGAGGCAAGUGCACCAUCUUCCCUCUUGGUCACCCAAGAAUCCUUCUGGGUCAUUGGCAUGAAUGUAUUGUUUUCUCCUCAGCUUCAGAUUCAAAUCCAAAUCCCCGCACUCCCCGUUUCCCAGAAUGGCCCAUGCUUGGUUUCUGCAGAACAAACUUGCUGUUGUAGCUGUCUCUACCAGGGUGCCCAGCAGAUCCACACUCAUCUCAACCACUUCAGGCUUGGGCGUAUAUUAUAACAUGCACUGUGCCUUCAAAAAGAAAAAAAAAAUUUCAAAAGGACUUGAUGCGGAACUGAGUGAUAGUAUUUUUUUUAAAGAGCCAAUCUGUAAUUUAUGUGAAAUCUAAAACUGUUAACGAGGUCCUUUUUUUUUUAAACAUGUAAACAGAUCUAAUAAUCGUGCAUAAAGGUUAUUUUAUGA
This is a messenger RNA of Trichosurus vulpecula (common brushtail), 8253 nucleotides long. It is a transcript of the gene CPD, whose product is annotated as carboxypeptidase D. Lineage: Eukaryota; Metazoa; Chordata; Mammalia; Diprotodontia; Phalangeridae. The coding region runs from base 10 to 4149 and encodes 1379 amino acids. The record is from RefSeq and is a predicted model, not a curated record. The transcript is spliced from 21 exons. Gene Ontology annotation, biological process: proteolysis. Gene Ontology annotation, molecular function: metallocarboxypeptidase activity; zinc ion binding.